Messenger RNA from Verruconis gallopava, 2119 nucleotides. RefSeq lists its product as uncharacterized. Lineage: Eukaryota; Fungi; Ascomycota; Dothideomycetes; Venturiales; Sympoventuriaceae. The transcript has 2 exons. The record is from RefSeq and is a predicted model, not a curated record. Bases 269 to 1810 code for a protein of 513 amino acids.
AUGGGGGCUGGUCCGCCCGCAUCUUGCGUACGCUCAGCGUACCAACACAGACGACCAAACAACUAUACCACCGCACCUGUCCACACACGUACCUCGUCUGCUCAUACGUACGUGAUCUCAAUCACGCCAAGGAACACUCCUGCCCACACAUGCAGACGUAAAGACGCACGCGCACACACGCACGCAGACCCAAUCUCUCCUCCCGCUUCGUCGCCGCCGUGCUGGCACCUCGUUUCGCGGAGCACCAUCUCACUCUCGACCCUAAGCUAUGGCCCAGAAGAAACCCCUUACGGACGAAGAGCUGCUCGCCCAGUUCGAGACGCUCGAAGAAUCCACGUCCAAGUCCUCCUCGUCCAAGCAGACGCAGAAGCCGAAAUCCACUGCAGCUGCACCGCCCGCGGACGACCCUCUGGCCGAGUUGGAGUCUCUCGCCAAAGCCAGACCAAGCUCCAGGCCCAGCACUCCAAAGGUGUCCCUAGGUCAACAGCGUAGUGUUGGAGCUUCGGCAGCCGCAGCGACCCCCGGAUCGACUCCAGCAGGCUCGACCAGAAACAGCGAGGACAACAAGGCACGCGCACCACCCAGAAAGAGCGGCGAGAGCACCAGGAGCUUCCACCAGGGACUUACGCCCACAGCCGAGGAAGAGAGGCAGGCACAGCAGCAGCAAGACGAGAAAGACUCUUCAACCAAGUCGGCGAGUGAGCAGCCGAACAAAAGCGGAGGCGGAUGGGGAGGAUGGUUCAGUGGCAUCACGGCCACAGCAACCGCGGCCGUCAAGCAGGCCGAAGCGUACGCGAAAGAGAUUCAGAAGAACGAAGAGGCACAAAAAUGGACGGAACAGCUGAGAGGCCGAGUGGGUGAUCUUAAAGGUCUAGGAGGUGACCUUCGUACACGCGCGCUGCCCACCUUCGCUAGCAUCAUUAACACCAUCGCCCCGCCCAUCUCGCAGCACGAACGCCUACAAAUCCACAUCACUCACGACCUGGUCGGCUACCCGUCGCUAGACCCUACCAUCUACGCCGUCUUUUCGCGCGUCAUGUCACAGGUCGAGGGCGGCGACCUGCUCGUCAUUCAGCGCGGUUCAGAGUCGUCGCAGCGGCGCGCAUCCGAUGCUGCAUUCCGUGGAGGAUCCAGCGGCUGGAACGACGGGCCGUGGUGGCGCGACGGCCAUGUGCGCCGUGACAUGGGCAUCGUGGCCGGUCUGCGCGAGGGCACAAAGCUGGCGCGCGUCAGCGCCGAGGCGUACGCGAAAGAGUUCUUCGACGCCCGCGGCGGCCUCCAGAAGGCUGCAGAGCAGGCCACCAAGAUCCUCAGCGACACCAACCCUGUCCGCAGCAGUGACGUCUUCCUCGCCAUUCAGCCGGUUGGCUACGAGCUCGACGACAGCUUGUACGAGGGACCGCCUGAGGAGAGGACUGAGGCUGGCGGCGUGCAGGACGAAAAUGAGCGCGAUGAACUCGUCGCCUUCGCCGUGUACUUGUACGACCCUGUGCACGCCCUCGCCUUCAAGUCGCUCUCCCAGGGCUUUCCCCGCAAAUGGGCUGAAUGGCUCGAUGCCGAGAACGUGCCCGACGGUGACAUGCAGUUGCCCGAAGAGAUCAUCGAGAUCAUAAACAGCGGUGGCGUCGACCCACGCGAGUGGGUCGCUGAAUGGGUCGAGGAGAUCAUCUCGCAGGUCACGGGAGUCGUUGCCCAGCGUUAUGUCGCCCGCAGAAUGGGUGUCGGCGAGGGCGGUAUCGGUCGCGGCAAGGCCAGGCAGGAGUUUGACGAGGCCGCGGCCGGCGAGGCGGCACGCGCUGGCGUCAUAUAACUUGGCCCCUCUCCCACCUCCUCGUGCGUGCUAAUGAGAGCAGGCUCUCGCCAUCUGCCUCUUCAUCGGGAACGGAGUUGUGAAGUCUUCUCCUCACCUUGGAUAUUCUCAUGUACUUGUAGCUAACCACUAGCAUUUUUCUUGGGUAUCGUCUUGCGAAAUAUAGCAGCUCGCUCGGGUGUCUCCCACCUAUUUCCAAAACGCCUGUCGCUAUGCCCUUUUGAUUUCCCUUGUUUCUUCUUUUUUUUUUUCUCGGAAAACGUGAAGAGAAAAACUAUAAAAAUAUGAUCCAAAGCUUCUCUUCUGUCA